Messenger RNA from Ceraceosorus bombacis, 433 nucleotides. Lineage: Eukaryota; Fungi; Basidiomycota; Exobasidiomycetes; Ceraceosorales; Ceraceosoraceae. The record is from the annotation of a GenBank genome assembly.
AUGUCCGCUCCGAGCAACCCAGCGGAUGCAUCCGCAAGCUCGAACAACGUAUCCUUGCCCGGUACCACGCGAGCGACGGACGAGUUUACAGAGACGGUGGCGUGGGGCGCAACGACCGAAGUGUCUGCAGAGGAGAUUGUAGAGAAGAGCAGACUGGUGCGCGAGAUUCAGAAUCAGCAGAGCAGUCUGAAGGGUGAGUGGUGUGAGCGAGCAAAGGGGGGUAACACGUGGCGUCCACAUGCGGGCUAUAUUCUCCCACAUGCACUGACAGCAAUCGCGUCGGUACUGCUUCUUCCUGUGCUUUGCCCUGCGCACAGCCCUGCUGGCGCGAGUGUCGGCUGUCAAGGCGGACUGCACCAAAGCGGAAGCGGACAACGAGAUGCUGCAAACGUACAUCGAUAGCGUCACAAAGAGUCUGGCUGCUAGGAGUUGA